UUGAAAAAUGACCCAAAAUCUCCUGUAGCAAGGUCUUUACGAGCCCAGCUGCCUUUUGAAUCUAAGUCUGUGUGUGUUCAGGGGAAAAGCACCGUAGAGAGGUGCAGGCAGAGAUGACAUGGAGUGGACUCUGAAGACGAGUGGGUUGUUUUUCUAGUCUGUGAGGUGAAGGGAGCAGAAUCGAGAUCAGCAGGUGGCAAUGGAUCCCAUGACAAGCAGAUGAGGAUGUCUUCUAAAACUGAUCAUGGCUCUUUCAAGAAUGAACUCUCUUCUCAUCCUUUACCUGAAUGUCCUGCUGCUCCUUCACGUAAAAAGAUCCCUCUUUGUUCCGAACGGAAUCACAUGCGGCUCCAAGUCCCGUGGUGAGAACGUUUCCUGCGAGGCUGCUCCCGUCGAACAGAUUUCCCACUGCCCGGAUGCACUCGGGAGUCCGAAAGGAGACUGUGCGCCGGAUCCUUGCUCCUCAAACCCUUGUCAACACAACGCAACUUGUCUGAGUACCCCAGGGGAGCACACCUUUACCUGCGUGUGCCCCCCGGGGCGCAGCGGCAAUACCUGCCUACCAUCCGGUGGGCCCUGUGACACCAACCCUUGCCAGCGUGGAGGCGUUUGCCACCCGCGCCUCGGCCGUCCGAUCUGCUCCUGCCCCUUGGGACUCACGGGUCGGUUCUGUGAGAGCGAGGUCACCGAGUGCUCGUCGAACCCUUGCUACAACGGCGCCGUGUGCAGAGAAGGACUCGAUGGCUACUCCUGCUACUGCGUCCCGGGAUAUCAGGGCAGACGCUGUGAGCUGGAAGUGGACGAGUGCGUCUCGGAUCCGUGCGAGAAUGGGGCCGUGUGUCUCAAUCUGAUAGGACGAUACGUCUGUGUCUGCCCACCUGACUACACCGGAAUUUCUACUGAGACACAUUACAGAGAUUUACCGGACUCCCAGAGAGUGCCCAGAUCUAAAGUGUGGGUGAUGAGCGGGGUUAACUGCCAGGUGGAAAUUACAGCCUGUUGGUCUCAGCCUUGUCUGAAUGGUGCAACCUGUCAUGAGUCACUGAGGGGCUACGUCUGUCGCUGCGCCGCGGGAUUCCUCGGAGAACGAUGUGAGAUUGACGUCGACGAGUGUGACAGCCAACCGUGCCUUCACCAGGGGCAGUGCACAGAUGGUUACAACAGCUACUCAUGCGAUUGUUCCGGAAGCGGCUUCACAGGGUCAUACUGUGAGAUCUCCCUGCCUCCCUGUUGGUCGAGACCCUGCUACAACAAUGCUACAUGUGAGGACGGAGCUGAGAAUUAUACUUGCCAAUGCUGGCCAGGUUACACGGGCCUCCAGUGCGAGACCGACAUCAGUGAAUGUAGCAGCAAUCCGUGCCUUCAUGACAGCAGAUGUGUAGAGCUGUCUUGGAAGAGUCAGUAUGGAAUCAUUCCACAGUCGCCUUUGGAGUUCAGCUACGACAAAGCAUCAGGGUAUCUGUGUCAGUGUCAGCCUGGAUUCACAGGGAUCCACUGUGAAGAAGAUAUUGAUGAGUGUUCCUCGAAUCCUUGCCAAAAUGGUGGAACCUGUGAAAACUCACUUGGGAACUAUACGUGUCACUGCCCAGCUGGAGAUGGAGAUGGGAUAGUUUAUGGAGGCAGAGACUGCAGUGACAUCCUUCUGGGCUGCUCUGGGCAGCAGUGUCAGAACGGAGGGUCGUGUCUCCCGCACUUAAGAAAUGGCCAACAUGGAUUCAGUUGCCUAUGCUCCCCCGGCUAUACCGGAUCUCUCUGCAAAACUGUCACCACCUUCUCGUUUGAAGGAAAUAGUUUCCUCUGGAUUCCCAGCAGAACAAGUCCCAUGAAAGAAUCCCCCCCUAACAUCACCUUCAGUUUUCAGACCAUUCAGCCGACGGCCCUUCUGAUCUUCCGAGGGAAUCGAGACACGUAUGUAAAACUCGAGCUGACGAAUGGCUACAUCCGCUUAUCCAUUCAAGUCUCUCACCAGCUCAGAGUGCGUCUGCAGAUUUCACACAAUUCCAGUGACGGAGAAUGGCAUUCCGUGGAGGUAAUCUUAGCGGAAGCUGUAACUCUUAGCUUACUCGGCAGCUCCUGUGGAGAAAAAUGUGUCAAUAAAACUGCUUCUCCAAUAGAUCGUGACCAACUGGCCCUUGCAUCCCAAAACACAUUUUUGGGAGGCUUGCCGGUGGACAGGGAGAGUGACGGUGACUCGCUCCCUGGUAUCUAUAAUACGCAUUCCGCACCUUCGUUUGUAGGCUGUCUUCGAGACAUUGAAAUAGACUCAAAUCUUAUUAUCCCUGAGGACAUUCCACCGGGUUCGUUCCAGAAUGUCAAAGUAGGCUGUGAGAAAAAGGACUGGUGUCAAAGCCACCCCUGUCAAAACAGGGGACACUGCAUCAACUUGGGGCUCGGGUACCAGUGCGAAUGCUACAGGCCCUAUUAUGGCCCAGACUGCACAAGAGAGUACACAGCCGGUAGAUUUGGACAGGAUGACUCCAUGGGAUAUGCCGCUUUCACAGUUGAAGAAAGUCUGGACCAGAACAUCACUCUCUCCAUGUUCGUUCGAACCCGAAGAUCAUCUGGUUUAUUACUGGCUCUGGAGAAUAACGCAUCUCAGUACAUUCGAGUCUGGCUGGUCCAAGGAAGAUUAGCCCUCCUGAUUCCUAAUUGGCCCAAAUUGUUAGGGAAAACUAUGCUGAGUGAUGGGAAUAUGCACCUGAUAGCUUUAAAAAUGGAUCCAGAUAAGACUGAGGUGUUUCAAUCUUCGCAAAAUCUAGGCUUCAUUCUUGGUCCCCCUCCAAAAAUCCAAGUUGGAGAUGUCCUCUAUAUUGGAGGCUUACCAGGGCAACAUGAGACUGAAAUGAACGGUGGCUAUUUCAAAGGCUGCAUCCAAGAUGUGAGAUUAAAUAACCAACGACUGGAGUUUUUCCCUCUCCUGCCGGACAACUCAACUGGGAAUCAGCUUCUUGUGAACGUGACCCCUGGCUGUUCUGGAGACAACCUCUGUAAGUCCAGCCCCUGCCACAACCGAGGGGUUUGCUACUCCAUCUGGGAUGACUUCACCUGCUCGUGCCCCCCGAACACGGCGGGAAAGGCCUGUGAGGAAGUAAAGUGGUGUGAACUCAGCCCCUGCCCUCCGGAAGCGCGGUGCCAGUUGGUGCCCCGAGGAUUUGAGUGUAUUGCUAGCGCCCUUUUCAAUGGACGUAGCAGUGCAAUAUUUUACAGAAGCAACGGGAAGAUUACCAGAGAUCUCACCAACGUCACUCUCGGCUUCCGGACCAGGGACACCGACACCGUCCUACUUUACGCCGAGAAGGAACCGGAGUUCAUUACCGUUGCCAUCCGAGAGUCUAAAUUACUUUUCCAGCUGCAAAGUGGCAACAGCUUUUACGUGCUGAGCCUAACAAGUCCGCAGUCAGUGAGCGAUGCCACCUGGCACCAAGUAGCCCUCUCCAUGACCGAUCCCCUAACUCAGUCUUCCAGGUGGAAAAUGCAAGUGGAUGGUCCAAAAUCCACCGUGACUAGUACGGUCGCCACUGGCAACCUCAACUUUCUGAAGGAAGAGACGGACAUUUACGUGGGGGACAGGGCUUUUGACCAUCUGGAUGGCCUCAGAGGGUGCCUGAGCUCAAUAGAAAUCAGCGGCAUUUAUCUCUCUUACUUUGAAAGCACCGAUGGGCACGCUGAAAAGCCUCAGGAAGAACAGUUUCUCAAAAUCUCCGCCAACUCGGUGGUGACGGGCUGUCUGCGUGUGGAUGCCUGCGGCUCGGCGCCCUGUCUCCAUGGGGGAGAUUGUGAGGACACCUACGAUUCCUAUCGAUGUGCGUGUCCAGUGGGAUGGACGGGGAUGCGCUGUGAGAUCAACGUUGACGAAUGCCUAUCCAACCCCUGCGUUCACGGCAACUGUUCCGACCGAGUCGCCAGCUACGUGUGUGUCUGUGAGCCCGGUUACACAGGUGUGAACUGUGAGGUUGACGUGGACAACUGCAGAGGCCACCAAUGCGCCAAUGGGGCCACGUGCAUCGAUGGGAUCAAUGGCUAUUCGUGUCUGUGUUUCGGGAACUUUACCGGAAAGCUCUGCCGACAUGCCACACUAUCCUCAACGUUUUGUGGGAAUGAGAGGAGAAAUCUUACCUGCUACAACUCCGGCAACUGUACGGAGGUCGGAGGGGAACUGAAGUGCUUGUGUCGGUCAGGGUUCACUGGAGAAAGAUGCGACAAGGAUAUUGACGAAUGCAACUCUGACCCCUGUCUGAAUGGAGCCUUGUGUCAGAACCUGCUCAACAGAUAUCAGUGCAUCUGUGACGUCAAUUUUGCCGGCGAACACUGUGAGAUAGAUUUGGCAGAUGACGUGCUCUCCGCCAUUUUCACUGCCGCUGGCUCGAUCAUCCUGGCCUUGCUGCUAGUCCUCUUCCUGGCGGUCGUUGCUUCCGUCGUGGCCACCAACAAACGGGCCACCCAGGGGACCUACAGCCCCAGUCGUCAGGAGAAGGAGGGGGCCCGAGUGGAGAUGUGGAGCCUGGUUCAGCCCCCGCCGAUGGAAAGACUGAUUUAGGCUAAUCCGAUUCCCUUGCCAAGGCGCUGGGCUAAGGAAAUCAUCAGUGUGAAAUCUCGGUUUGUCUCGGAUGCCAAGAAACUUCCUUCUGAAGACUCGAUCUAGGAAAAGUGACAAAGUACCCUUAAUCAUCACAAGAUCCUUAACGUUCUGAUUUGAAUUGGCAAACAUCCAGCUGUUUCUGUGCCCCACGUGGGAAUUUCAGCGGUUCAUUCAGGAGGUAGUGACUCCCAAGGUUGGCAUGAGCCCCAGGCUGGGAGUGAAUGGGCAAAUGGUUGAAUCCUUCUGGGCAUGCCAUUUCUGCAGAAAACAACGGAAAAGUGAAAGAACGGUGGCAGGUGAACUCGUUGUUGCCUGAUGGAUCAAUAUUGUGAAAGGCCGUGGAGAUGUGACAACUCGUACCCUUUCAUUGUUGAAUCCGACUCAAAGGAAUCGGUGGAGAUUGAUUGCUAUCAUGCUGUAGCACAAUACAUGUUUAAAUGUCUCUCUUCUCCCUUGAAAUGUACUCGUAUUAUCUGUUGCCAAACCACCCAGAGAGACACAAGACUCUUUGACAUACACGAACAUUCGUGCUUGUAUAGUGGACCUUUGGUUCCCAAACCCUCAACCUGUUGACGGGGAAAACCGACGCGUGUCCGUGUCUCGAGUUCUAUUGUGAGCAGGGCUUUUAGGGCUGAUUCAGAAGAUGUGAAAGGGCAUCCAGGACAACCCGGAAACUGAAGCCUGGUGUUGCGGUCUAGGUAGGGACAGGCCGGG
This is a messenger RNA of Ornithorhynchus anatinus (platypus), 5293 nucleotides long. RefSeq names its product crumbs cell polarity complex component 1 (gene CRB1). The record is from RefSeq and is a predicted model, not a curated record. The transcript has 13 exons. Gene Ontology annotation, cellular component: protein-containing complex; plasma membrane. Gene Ontology annotation, molecular function: calcium ion binding. Gene Ontology annotation, biological process: heterophilic cell-cell adhesion; establishment or maintenance of epithelial cell apical/basal polarity. Bases 245 to 4537 code for a protein of 1430 amino acids. NCBI's taxonomy places the organism in Eukaryota, Metazoa, Chordata, Mammalia, Monotremata, Ornithorhynchidae.